UUUUGACGGGAACAACAAGAGAUGAUAGCUGACGGCCGGCUUCCUUACAGUUAUUACAACUCCAGGUUUGAUGAUAGCAGUCGUCAACGAAAGGAAACUUGGUACAAAUUGACGUUCUUGCUCGAAGGUGUUUUUUGGGAAGGGGCUCCCCAAAUGUAUGUCUUUGCUCAGUGGCCCAUGGAUUCAUGACAAUGGGGAUUGACUGAAGUUUGGGCUCUGAAAACAGAAACAGAUUGCAAAUCAUCAGGAUUCAGGAACAAGCGCUGAUGUACUCUUAUCCCAAUCCCACUCGUAUCUUAGAUCUUACCAUCUGGAGGAGGGAGUACCUAACUUGAAAAAUCGAUCGAGAAUUCGGUACCCAGAACCCAAAUUAACUCAACAGAAUCCAUCAACCCACGCUCCCUACUAUAUACCCAUCUUACUACCAACGGAUGGAUCAAUCGGCGGCGUCGAAUCGAAAUUAGUUAACCGCAGGCCCUGCUGCUUCAGGUAGCAGCUAGAUCGAUCGGAUCCAUGGGGGAACUCUCGUCGCUCCAGGACGACAUGCUCCUCCGGCUCUGUUUCAAUAUGCCACGGUGUGCAAGCGCUGGCGCCGCCUCGUCGCUGCUGGCCACCGGAGCCGGAGAAGAACCACCACUAUGCGCGCUCCUCCUCUUGCUUCGCCACGGUACGGCUGCGACGCCAGCGGCGGACCAAAGAGCCGUGCUUCAUCCCGGCCACCGCCGCCGGCCUGGCGCCAUGGCCUCCUCCUCGUGCGCCUCGCCCUGCACGGCGCCGGCCGCCUGGCGGUGUGCGAGCUGCUCACCGGCGCGUGCCACGUGCUCCCGCCUCUUCUGAACGACGCCGAGCAAUUCGAGGAGCAGACCAGGGACGGCUACGCCAUCCUCUCCGCCGCAGAAUGCCGCUCGACUUCGAGCUCGGCAUCCUUCUUCUUCAAAGUGCUAGUCGUCACCCUCUGCUCCCCCGCCGGCCAGGAUGACGCCCACAUGGUCUGCCUCCACACGUUAUCAUCGUCCGCCGGGUCCGGCGGCGAAGCGGGCUGCUGGAGCGCGCCGCGGGUCGAGAGCUUCGACUGCGAGGAUGGCUGGUGCAACUAUGGGCCGAUCUGCGGCGGCAACUAUGGGCCGAUCUGCCACGGCGACGCCGUCGUGCUCCGCGGCGCGGCGCACUGGCUCUUCUCCGAUCGGUAUGGGUCCCGCUUCCACGCCAUCCAAGUGGACGUGGAGACCGGCUGCCUCUCCACCACCAAGUUCCCCCACUUCCCGCUGAGCGACGUCCUGAGCACCCCGUGCCUUGGCGUCGUCGCCGACGGGACGCUCUCCUUCCUCAAGGUGCAAAGGAGUCCAGGUUCCCGGCCCCGGUUACAGAUCCGGGAACGGCAAGGCGGCGACCCCGACGACAGCGAUGAGCGCGCGGCUGAUGAGGCGGCGCCAAAAAGAUGGCUCUGCGCCAAGACGGUGGAGCUAAAACCACCGGAGGGCAAGAAGAAGCAGGAGGCUCACUCCAGAUUACUGAAUAUGUACUUCAUGCUGGGAGAGAAGUGUGGCAAGCUGCUCGUCACCGACAUCCGAAUAAACCGCGUGUACGCCGCCGACCUCGGAACCGGGACGACGGAGGAGGUGGUCGCCUGGCCUCAGGGUCGCACCUUCAACCGCAAUGAGGCCGUGCCCUUGGAGAUGGACUGGCCGGCGAUGUUUGCUUCUCGGCUUGGAGAUCGAGCACCUUGACUAGCAAAGGUUUAUGUUGAGUUGGUCGAUUGCUUCGUUAGCUUGGAAAGAAGAAACCCCGUCCGUUUCAAGAUAUAAGAUGUUCCAGAUUUGUACCGAGUCCGUCUUCUUAAAGUGUGACUAAUUUUGUAGAACAAUCUAUCAACAUA
This is a messenger RNA of Brachypodium distachyon (stiff brome), 1876 nucleotides long. RefSeq lists its product as uncharacterized. Bases 639 to 1727 code for a protein of 362 amino acids. The record is from RefSeq and is a predicted model, not a curated record. The transcript is spliced from 2 exons. Lineage: Eukaryota; Viridiplantae; Streptophyta; Magnoliopsida; Poales; Poaceae.